UAGCAGUGUAUGACGUCAUGCAUUUGGCGUUUGCGGCAAGAUUUGUAGGUUAAGGUUGUGGCAUUGUUUACAAAACAACGCGUCGGAAAACGCAUUUUUCUUUGGAAAAACAGCCAAUAAUCCCCAAAACUCUCCAAUGGCAGACGAUGAGCAGACGAUUCCAGUGAAGGAGCCGCUGGAUCUCAUUCGCCUGAGUCUGGAUGAGAAGAUCUACGUGAAGAUGCGCAACGAGCGAGAGCUUCGUGGGCGACUGCACGCCUUCGAUCAGCACUUGAAUAUGGUCCUCGGGGAUGCUGAGGAAACCGUGACCGUGUGCGAAGUGGACGAGGAGACUUACGAGGAAGUGUACAAGACCACCAAGAGAACCAUUCCCAUGCUGUUUGUGCGCGGAGAUGGCGUGAUUCUUGUUUCGCCACCCAUGAGAGUCGGGGGAUGAAGUCCCAAAUAAAGUAAUUGUCGGGGGAAAUUGCGUUUCUACGGGUUGCCUGCGUUUGAUCAAUA
Messenger RNA from Phlebotomus argentipes, 501 nucleotides. It is a transcript of the gene LSm3, whose product is annotated as U6 snRNA-associated Sm-like protein LSm3. Lineage: Eukaryota; Metazoa; Arthropoda; Insecta; Diptera; Psychodidae. The record is from RefSeq and is a predicted model, not a curated record. The transcript is spliced from 3 exons. Gene Ontology annotation, molecular function: RNA binding. Gene Ontology annotation, biological process: P-body assembly; mRNA splicing, via spliceosome. Gene Ontology annotation, cellular component: precatalytic spliceosome; catalytic step 2 spliceosome; U6 snRNP. The coding region runs from base 137 to 436 and encodes 99 amino acids.